AUGAUUAAUCUCUACACGUCUCAACAAUUUUUCGAUCAACCCUCCAGCAUCACCAAUGGACAGUUAAUAGCCAUGAAUCCUAAGUUCAGACAAGCUAUAUUAAAAGCAAUACGAAAGCCAAUAGCAAAGAAGCUGAAAGAUCCAAUUAUUGUGAAAGAGAAAAAUGAGGAUGUUGAAUUGAACUAUGCAAGUAGAUCUGAAAAGAAAGCCAUGGCAUUGUAUUGUGAUGCAUAUAUCAAAAAUGUGAAAAUUCUGUUAAUAAUUGACUCCAGUUCUACUGGAUGCAUAAUUUCCCUAAAGUUGCUUAAAGAUCUGGAUAUGGAGAUAACAGAAGCAUCUAAAACAAUAAUGGUUAACGUAAACAGUGAAAAAAGAAGACCCUAA
Messenger RNA from Funneliformis geosporum, 384 nucleotides. NCBI's taxonomy places the organism in Eukaryota, Fungi, Glomeromycota, Glomeromycetes, Glomerales, Glomeraceae. The record is from the annotation of a GenBank genome assembly.